Molecule: messenger RNA, 1074 nt
Organism: Triticum turgidum subsp. durum (durum wheat)
Lineage: Eukaryota; Viridiplantae; Streptophyta; Magnoliopsida; Poales; Poaceae
Source: the annotation of a GenBank genome assembly
AUGUUUUGCUUCCCAAUUGCAGACAAGAGAAACAGAGCAUCAUGGACAACUGCUCAACUAGACCUGCUCGUUUCUGUGAUGAAAGAGUAUGCAGAUGCUAUUAGAUUUCGCGGUCAGAAUGGAUGGACCAAAGAAGGAUGGAAUAGCAUGACUACAUGCUUGAAUAAUCAGUUUCCGAGAGCUAAUUUCAUUGUUUCUCAACUAAAAUUUAGAGAGCAGCGGUUGAAGAAAGAAUAUUUUGUUGUCAAAUCUAUUGCAGAGAAGAGUGGCUUCGGUUUUGAUCCUAUUACAAAAAUGCCAACAACCAUUGAUGAAAAGUGGGAUGAAUUGAGCAAAGAUCAACAGAAGUGGAGAUACAAAGCUUUCCCUUACUAUGAUGAUUUGCAUGCAAUUUAUGAUGGUAAAACAGCGGAGGGGAAGGGUUGUAAGAGGACAAUUGAUCAGGUUGAAGAGAAGUUCAGUCCGGCUACAGAUUUUUCACAAGGGGAAACCUUCACCCAACAGGUUCUAAAUGCCGCUGGGCUUAAUUCGCCUAGUCCAACAUUACCUGCUCUAGGCUUUGAAGAUCAACAUUAUGAGUGGAGUAAAGGCAUAUAUGAUGACGAUGUUGAAGUAUUUCCUGUUAAAAGAGCAGAACGUAUGGAAAAUAAUAGUAAUCAUUUUCCCACGGAAGACAUGAACACACUUCCUGACCCACCACCUAUGAAAAAGGCUAGGACUUCUAAAGGCAAUGAUGAAGGUAAGCCUAAGAGAGGCAAAGACACGGCGAUUGAAGAUCUGGUUGCUGUUAGAAAAGAAGAGCUUAAAACCUAUGUGGAUGUGAAGACGAAGCAAAUUGAGAGCUAUAGAGAAAUGAAAAUGGUGCAGAUGGAAAAAAAAGAUCCUGACAAAGAUCCUUAUUGCAUUGCCAAUUGCAUUGUCAAGCUUAAGAGCAUACCAGAUCUCUCAGCAAGUGAACAUCUGAAGAUGAUCCAGCAUCUGAAAGGAGAAAGAGUUGACCGUGAAAUCUUCAUGACAGUCGAGCAUGAUGUCGUUCUGGAGAUCCUCAAGGAAGUGCUUGGCCGUCAAAUUUAA